Molecule: messenger RNA, 2609 nt
Organism: Sphaeramia orbicularis (orbiculate cardinalfish)
Lineage: Eukaryota; Metazoa; Chordata; Actinopteri; Kurtiformes; Apogonidae
Product: multidrug and toxin extrusion protein 1-like
Exons: 16
Coding region: 612-2339 (575 amino acids)
Biological process (GO): xenobiotic detoxification by transmembrane export across the plasma membrane
Cellular component (GO): membrane
Molecular function (GO): xenobiotic transmembrane transporter activity; antiporter activity
Source: RefSeq, a predicted model, not a curated record
ACUUGGUUUUGUAUUUUUUUAUUUGAAAAAAUUAAUGUGAAAAAUCAUCACCUAAAGAAUAUAAGAAGAAACUACUAUGGGAGAAUUAGGAUGUAGAAAGAAAAACACUGUAGUGGGAAUCAUUUAUUGCUUUAUAAUUGAUAACCUACAAUUAGCAAACCUCAAGUGAAAAUUAUGAAAAACACUGCUCCCCAUAAAGUUGGAAUAAACAUUUUUACCUCUUCUCAUGAAAUUGUAACAUUGUGAUUUGUGUAAUUGCAUGUAAUCAGUUUGCCUGGUCAAAGCUGAUUGCGGAUAUGUAUACAAAGGAACGAAAAAGGAAUGUGUCUGAAAACAAAAUUAUUCCAACUUUAUGAGCCAUAGUGUAUUUAAUAACAUAAAUGUUCAAUAUUGGCUGUCAUGUAUGUCAUUAUAUUUAACUUGUCAUGAAUAUUUAUUUCUAUCCCUCCAACAUUUCACCUUGGCCUCCAUUUUUUUCCAAGAUGAAAGCUGUCUUCAGUUAACUAUUAACAGAUAAAGUAUAUUAACCAGCCUUUUUCUUAUUCUGCUAAAAGAGAACCACAUCUAAAUAAGGCUUUCAGAGAGCAGACUGUCCAGUGUCAGACCUAAGUAUGGAUGUUAACACAAAAGUAACAGUGCAGAACAAAGAGGAGAAAUCUGUUGAAGUGGCUUCUCCUGCUCAGGAUGAAGCUGAAGGCUACGGAUCAUGUCUAAAGAUAAGGAAUCUUAUCCCUAUUGUCUACCGGAAUGAGCUGCUGCAACUCUUCAGACUGGCAGGACCAGUGGUCAUCUCCCAGUUGAUGAUCUUCAUGAUCAGUAUCAUCAGCACAGUGUUUUGUGGUCACCUUGGGAAAACUGAACUUGCAGCCGUAUCACUAGCAACUGCGGCAGUCAACGUGACUGGUAUUUGCAUUGGCACUGGUUUGACGUUCACUUGUGACACCCUAAUAUCACAGACAUAUGGAAGCGGUAACUUGAAGCGUGUAGGUGUAAUUCUGCAGAGAGGGAUUCUGAUUCUGCUGCUGGCAUGUUUCCCCUGCUGGGCAGUCCUUAUCAACACUGAAGCCCUCCUACUUGCUUUCAGACAGAGCCCAGAGGUCGCCAGCCUUUCUCAGCUGUAUGUGGAGAUCUUCAUGCCUGCACUACCAGCUGCUUUUAUGUUCCAACUGCAAUCAAGGUAUCUUCAGAACCAGGGAAUUAUAUGGCCUCAGGUUGUAACUGGAGUAACUGGAAAUAUCCUUAAUGCGAUCAUCAACUAUGUUUUGCUCUUUGUCCUGGACCUAGGCAUUGCUGGAUCUGCAACAGCUAAUGCUAUCUCCCAGUAUACACUGGCUGUGGUCUUAUACAUAUACAUCUGCCUGAGGGGUCUGCACAAGUCCACAUGGCAAGGUUGGUCACUGGACUGUCUGCAGGAGUGGGGGCCCUUCAUCCGACUGGCCAUCCCGAGUAUGCUCAUGCUUUGUCUGGAGUGGUGGGUAUUUGAGAUUGGAGGAUUCCUGGCUGGUGUGAUCAGUGAGACUGAAUUGGGAGCCCAGGCUAUAAUAUACCAGCUAACUGUUAUAGCUUACAUGAUUCCUAUGGCCAUAGGUACUGCUGCUACCAUACGGGUUGGAAAUGCUCUUGGUGCUGGAAACAUAGAGCAGGCCAAGCUAUCAUUCAAAGUUUCCUCUGUUUCUGAAUUUAUGAUUGCAUGCAUAGUGGGAACUUCUCUCACUGUUGCUAAAGAUAUCAUUGGAUACAUUUUCACCUCAGACCAAGAUGUUCUAGAAAGGUUCUCUGACGUCAUGGUUGUUUUUGUCUUCAUGCACCUUGGUGAUGCCAUGGCGGGUGUGACUGGAGGAGUUCUCAGAGGAGCAGGAAAACAGGCGAUUGGUGCUUCAAUUAAUCUGGUGGGACAUUACUUCAUUGGCUUUCCCAUUGGUGCGUCCUUGAUGUUUGCAGCAGAUAUGGGAAUUGUAGGGCUCUGGACAGGACUUACUAUUUGUGUGUUACUGCAGGCCACAUUUUUUAUUACAUAUUUGAGCAAAUUGAAUUGGAAGAAGGCUGCUGACGAGGCUCUUGUUCGAGCAGGGAUCCAGGUCCCACAAGGAAAAGAGAUGGCCAUGACAGAAACCACAGGUCAGUCUCAGAUCAGCAUCAUUACAUCCAGGUGUGAGAGCACUGAGGACCACACAUAUCAGGAGGUUCAAGACCAGAGUAAAUCUGCCACAACUACAGUGGGAGUGGUCCUGUCUGUAACUCAGCUGGUUUUACGCCGUGGCUUGACAUUGAUUGUCAUGAUCCUCAUCCUUGUUGCUGGAAUCAUUGUCAAUCAUUUUGUCACCAGGCUGCUGAAAUGAUUGUUAGUCGUAUGCUAUUUUAUAGUGUAAUAUCUUUCAUUUCUUCAUAUGAUAUAUUUAACACAUUCAGUUAGUAAUUCCUUAAGUUAUUGUACUUACGUAGAUAUUUUUCAUUUUUAGUCAAUAGUUGGAGUUAUACUGUGUUCUCAUCGGUUUUAUUUCAGUUCUCGGUUCUCUAUACAAUUAAUUGAAGCGCAAUGCCAGUCUUUGUAUUAUAUAGUCACACAAAAAUCUGUAAUUUAAUUUAAUAAAUGUGUGAAUGUGACAUCC